This is a messenger RNA of Misgurnus anguillicaudatus (oriental weatherfish), 887 nucleotides long. It is a transcript of the gene glrx2, whose product is annotated as glutaredoxin 2. Gene Ontology annotation, cellular component: mitochondrion. Gene Ontology annotation, molecular function: protein-disulfide reductase activity. NCBI's taxonomy places the organism in Eukaryota, Metazoa, Chordata, Actinopteri, Cypriniformes, Cobitidae. The record is from RefSeq and is a predicted model, not a curated record.
UGUGUUUUGUAUUUAACAGAUUAAAAUCUUUGUAGGUUAAGUCGAAAGAAAGUGAUCGACUGUCCUUCAGAUUUUUUUUAAAUCCGCCCAACAGUGCUUUACGAUUUGUCGUCAAAAUGUCUACGAGGGGCUUUCUAUUCAAAUACAAGCAGGCUUAUAAAAUCCUAAGAAUGGGGAACUUUACAUCCUCUGCUCCAGCGUUGUCAAGCCCAGCGUGUACUCAGUUUGUCCAGGACGUUGUCUCCAAAAACUGUGUUGUGAUAUUUUCCAAGACCACAUGCCCUUAUUGUAAUAUGGCUAAGAAUGUAUUCAAAGAGAUUGGGGCUUCAUAUAAAGUCAUUGAAUUGGAUGAGCACAAUGAUGGCCGACGUCUUCAGGAGACCUUGGCUCAAAUGACAGGUGCCAGAACAGUGCCAAGGGUCUUUGUUAAUGGACAGUGCAUUGGAGGAGGCUCAGAUACAAAACAGCUUCACCAGCAAGGAAAACUACUGCCACUUAUUGAGGAGUGUAGGCAAUGCUGUGAAGGCUCAGGGAAUACCCAAUCUCAGCAGAAUCUUUAAUAUUGGUUUUGUUGUGGUUAUACACUAGUGUUAUUAAAAUGUACUGUAUUGCUGCUAUGAUGAAAAAUAGCAUCUGAUCUGCCUGCUUGUUGAAUAAUUGAGUAUGUAUAUAUUAUUGGUUGUUUGUUGUUUUUUUCCAUUAUUUUUGUUGUUAUAAAUAAUAUACUAAACAACCAACUGUACUAAAGUACACUUUGCUGUAUGUUUUUUUAAUAAAAAAUGUUUGGUCAUUUGUUUUUUUAAAUAACCAUGAGCUAAAUAGCUCUACCUCACUGUUAUGUGUACAGAAAUAUUUUAAUUAAAUUAUUAAAGUCUUUUCAAGAAUAA